This is a messenger RNA of Ectocarpus sp. CCAP 1310/34, 359 nucleotides long. The record is from the annotation of a GenBank genome assembly. Lineage: Eukaryota; Phaeophyceae; Ectocarpales; Ectocarpaceae.
CUUGGUUACUCUCAACUUUCAACUCUGCGGGACGAAAUACCCCGCCGCCGGACGACCCGUAGCUGCUGCUUUCGGUCAGCGGUUAGCCUACAGGUAUGCAGCACUUCACGGACGGGAUGGUGGACAUACACAACAUCCGGAGGUGCGCUCAUGAGGACUGUGUCAAGCACCCCACGUACGGCGUGCCCGGGACGAGGAAGGCUGAAUUCUGUGCGCCUCACGCUUUGGAUGGCAUGGUGAGUGGAAGUUGUGUGCUGUUUUUGUUGGUAAACUUUGGUUCACCAGCAUCAACUCAAUCUCUGACCCCUCCAGAUGAACCGCAAAGAAGAGCAUCCCUGGCACCCUGCGUGCUCUUGUGA